Messenger RNA from Sclerotinia borealis F-4128, 1857 nucleotides. NCBI's taxonomy places the organism in Eukaryota, Fungi, Ascomycota, Leotiomycetes, Helotiales, Sclerotiniaceae. The record is from the annotation of a GenBank genome assembly.
AUGAGACUUUCCUCUUUACCACUGAGAAGAAACACCGGUCAGAGGAUAUGGAAAAGCAAUGUUUGUUCAGUGCGUGGGAGACAUGCUUCUACUGAAGCAAAUGGAUCCCAAAAGCCUGUUCUACAUCAUACAAGUCUGUCCACGGCCUCGACCAAACUUCGUGAUGCCGGCCCUGUCAGAACUCGUUUUGCUCCGUCCCCAACAGGUAAUCUACAUUUAGGGUCCCUAAGAACGGCACUCUGCAAUUUCUUGCUUGCAAAGGCUACUGGUGGCCAGUUUCUUUUACGAAUUGAAGAUACGGAUACGGAUAGAACUGUCCCCGGAGCUGAAGAACGCCUGCUUAGAGAUCUGGAAUGGGCUGGCAUUCAGUGGGAUGAAGGGCCAAAAGUAGGUGGACCAUUUGCGCCAUACAAGCAGUCGGAACGAAAAGCAAUGUAUUGGGAACAUGCCCAAACACUGAUCGAGGCAGGUUUAGGUUACAGAUGCUUUUGUUCCUCCCGAAGACUCCAUGACCUACGGGUUUACCAGAGCAGCAAGGGUCUUCCACAAGCCUACGAUGGAACCUGCAGGCAUAUCAUAAAAGAACAAUCUGACGAGAUGGCAUCGAGAGGCCAAGCUCACGUGAUCAGAUUGAAAGUCCCCGAGAAAUGGCCAGGCUUUCAGGAUGAAGUGUAUGGUCGCAUUAGUCCAAAAGUGUGUCACGACCCUCGAUCAGAAUACAAAGAAAACCAAGAUCCAAUCAUGGUAAAAUCGGAUGGAUUCCCAACCUACCAUCUGGCAAACGUCGUGGAUGACCAUUUCAUGAAGAUUACACAUGUUGUUCGUGGAUCCGAAUGGAUCCCAUCAACUCAUAUGCAUGUUGCUAUGUAUAAAGCCUUUGGAUGGGAGCCGCCUACUUUCGCACAUGUUGGUCUACUCUUGGACAAAGAUCGAAAGAAGCUCAGCAAACGGGACGGAGCCAUAGAUAUAGCAACCUAUCGAGAUGCAGGGUAUUUCCCUGAAGCAAUAACCAAUUUUGUCGCCCUUCUCGGAUGGUCCCACGAUCGGACAUACGACAUAAUGAGUAUGCAAGAGCUUAUAGACAAUGCAAGCAUGAAAUACACCCGAGGUGACUCUGUCGUAACAUUUGCGAAACUCAACUUCAUGCAAAGAAAACACGCCGCAAGAUAUAAGGAAUUACGAAAAUCAGAUGAGCCCAUUCUACCUUUUCAAGAUCUCUUGGAAUUAACUGCAAAGCCAGUCCUCAAGUGUAUGAAAAGUCUUCCAAAUUUUGAAGACUUGACAUUUUACAAUUGUGAGGACAACGAUGCCGCAAAGGCGAAUUACAUACUUUCCAUAACCUGCGCAGGUAUUCAAAAUUACACCCUCCCCGAGACCUUCUACCCAAGCCACAAAUACUUCUUCGCAGCCCCCACACCCCAAGAACUCGAUUCCAAAACCCCACCCCACAAACUCCACGACGCCCCUCAAGGAGUAAUUCACCCCGUCCCCGACGACUUCUCCACAUCCUUCGAAGGCUUUUCCUCGAUCGCCGCCGAAAAUUGGAACGCAGGAGAGCUCAGAGGUUUUACAAAUCUCAUCAUUAAUCAAGGAACUAUGAUGAGCACCGCAGAACUUACGGCCAUUAAAGUGUAUAGUGAGCCUGCACAGAAGGUCAUCGAGAAGAGUUGGACAAAACUCGUGCAUGGGUAUAUUAGGUGGGCGAUUGCGGGGGGCCUGAGUGGACCGGAUAGUACGGAAAUGAUGGCGAUUUUAGGCAGAGAGGAGACGCUUGAAAGGUUGAGGGUUGCGAAGAAGAUUAUGGAGGAUCAUUUGAGGAUAAAGGCACUUGCGGAGAACUCGAAAAUCUCGGAAUAG